CAGGUUUGCACACAGUGCUUUCUGAGCUUGCUUACAUAUCUGAUCAUUUAUUUGAUCUGGCCGUCCACCUCAGCAUCUUUGAUCUAGAAUAAAACACCACUUUCAGCUAUCUUGUUAACAUAACUGGAUGUUGGCCAUGGCCACAGCUGUCCCUACUGUUGCUCGUUUCAUUGGAAUAAGUGAAAAUUCAUCUGUAGAAGGCUAUCCAAGCUCUACUCCAGAAUAUGACUACAUGUAUGAUGACUACUAUGGGAAUGAGACGUUCUUCGUUGGUGGGAGCACUGGGAGGUGUGUGUAUCAGCCACACGGGGCCAGUUUUCUUCCCGCGCUCUAUGCAAUCUUCUUCCUCACGGGCCUUCUGGGUAACUGUCUGGUCAUCUGGGUCUUAACACGUGGGGUUCGCCUCCGCAGCAUGACGGACGUGUGCCUCUUAAACUUGGCUGUAGCUGACCUUCUCUUGGUGUGCACCCUUCCCUUCCUAGCCCACCAAGCCCGGGACCAUUGGCGGUUUGGGGAUGCCAUGUGCAAAGUGGUCCUGGGUAUUUAUCACAUUGUUUUUUACUGUGGGAUCUUCUUCAUCAGUCUAAUGAGCAUCGACCGCUACUUGGCUAUAGUACACGCUGUUUACGCUAUGAGAGCCCGGACGAGGUCCUUUGGAAUGAUCGCAGCAUCUGUUACAUGGGUGGUUGGAUUUAUGGCUUCUUUCCCUGACCUGAUCUUUCUCCAACAACAGCCAGGUACUAAUGCAACUCACGACUGCUACCCCGUCUUUCCCAACUCUCACUACUGGAGGAUCUUCAGCCUUUUUAAAAUGAACAUGUUGGGUCUAUUUGUCCCUCUUCUCAUCAUGGGCUUCUGCUACUCACAGAUUGUCUGGAGGCUGCUGAACAGCCAGUCAUCCAAGAAACAGGCCAUCCGUUUAGUUCUCAUAGUGGUAGUUGUUUUCUUCAUCUGCUGGGUCCCCUACAACAUUGCAUCCCUCUUCAAAGCACUGGAGCUAUUGCACAUCAUUUCUGACUGCCAAAGCAGCAAAGCCAUCAGAUUGGCGUUACAGGUCACUGAGGCCAUUGCCUACUCUCAUAGCUGCCUUAACCCCAUCCUGUAUGUGUUUGUUGGGGAGAAGUUCAGGAGGCACCUGUUUAGGUUGAUAAACAGGGCUCCCUGCAGACUGUGUAAAAUGGUCAAGGUCUGCAUACCUCAGGACAGAAUUACCGGAUCAGUGUACUCGCAGACCACCAGCCUGGACGAGAGGAGCACUGCUGUCUAAUGUCUGUUCCUGUUAUGGCUAUCUCCAUCCCUGGUCAUCUCUACAAUGAGGACAUGUAUUGCAAAGUCAAAACUAGGUCAUUCUCAACUUUUAUAUUGUAUUUUAGAACUUCACUUCACUCAUAAUUAGGUUUAGGUUAAUGAAGGGUACGUUUUGGAGUGGGAGUUAAGUUAGACAGUGAUGUAUUUUUAAGAAUACAGUGGAGUGUAUGUGAUUCUGUUAGAGACACAGACAUGAUUUUAUGGUUUUAGGAUGUUGUAUUGAAGUCACAUGCAUGCAAAUACAUUAUAUAUUUUUAAAUGUUAUCACAUAAAUAUAACGAGUUGUACUGUUAAUACGGUGUUGGAUAUGUGAGAUUUAUGACUGAGUUUGGAUUGGAACAGAAUGGAUCAGAACUAUCAAUUUCAGUUAUUUUUCUGAAUGAAAUUGUGUUUAAUCCCACUGAGUCAAAACCUGUAAACGUCAGCAUAUAAACCCCGGUAACCUCAAUUAAUCUUCAACUACCAAUUUAACAGACGCAAUGCAACAAGUCAAAGAUAAAGUCAGAUACUGAUCAUUCCUUUCAUUCAUUAGCGGAAACACCAUUAAGUCUGCGUUGGUUUUGUGUAUGAAGUUAUUGCACGGCAAAAGGUCCCCGGUGCAGCUGGAAACCUUAUGCAAGUUUCAUUGCAUAUACAGCAGCAGAUCUGCACCAAACAUCGAACUAGAGGAAACCACAACUUGAAAAAGGAGGAAGUAUAAGUGGUCGGUUUAACAUCAGUGACGUGCGGUGAGGUUCAUGGCUGGUGAGGCACUGACUCACUGAGUCAGAUUUACAAAU
Molecule: messenger RNA, 2087 nt
Organism: Trematomus bernacchii (emerald rockcod)
Lineage: Eukaryota; Metazoa; Chordata; Actinopteri; Perciformes; Nototheniidae
Product: C-C chemokine receptor type 5-like
Exons: 3
Coding region: 128-1267 (379 amino acids)
Biological process (GO): G protein-coupled receptor signaling pathway; immune response; chemotaxis
Cellular component (GO): membrane
Molecular function (GO): chemokine receptor activity
Source: RefSeq, a predicted model, not a curated record